Euleptes europaea (tarantolino) is the source of this 1368-nucleotide messenger RNA. RefSeq names its product zinc finger protein 24-like. The record is from RefSeq and is a predicted model, not a curated record. NCBI's taxonomy places the organism in Eukaryota, Metazoa, Chordata, Lepidosauria, Squamata, Sphaerodactylidae. The transcript has 3 exons. The coding region runs from base 1 to 1368 and encodes 455 amino acids.
AUGACCACAGCAGAGGAGCGAGAUCUCCAGUUUCCUGCCCAGUUGGAGCAAGGGGUGCAGAGCGAUAUCAGAAUGGAGGAGGAAAGCUCAAGAGGCCCCCAGCUGACUGAAGAGUCCAGAAAAGCCCCGCACGCCCGCCAAGCUGGGGGAUUCCCGCCAAGGAGCCUGGGAGAAGAAGUGAAACAGGAACAAGACGAGGGGCAGCUUCAGAGAUGGGAAGUCCAAUGGCAGGAGUUCCUGAAGACGGUGGAAGCCUCUCCGUCAGAGUGGAAGAACCCCCAGUGGAGGGGUGAAUGUGUCCCUUCAGGCGAAGCUGAGGUGGUUCCCACUCCGCUUCUAGGUCGGCCUGUCUCCGGCUGCCAAAUUGCAGGAGAGCAGAAUCUACCAGAUCCUCAUGAACCUCCCGGGCAAGUGUGUGCCAGGCUCAAAUGUGGAGACUUUGGGCAAGUGAAGGAAGAAAUGGAGGGCCAGGAGGCCCUUGGCCCAGAAGUGCAACGCCAGCGCUUCAGGGGGUUCCUCUACCUGGAGGCCGAGGGCCCCCGCAGUGUUUGCUGCCAGCUCCGGGAACUUUGUCAUCGGUGGCUCCAGCCUGAGAGACGCACCAAAGAGCAGAUCCUGGAGCUGGUGAUCCUGGAGCAGUUCCUGGCUGUCCUGCCCCCGGAGAUGUUGAACUGGGUUAAGCAACGUGGCCCAGGGACCUGCUCUCAGGCCGCCGCCCUGGCAGAGGAGUUCCUGCUAGAAAAGCGAGCAGCGGAAGGGCUGGAAGAACAAGGUCUGGAGCCAAUGGAAGAGGCAGCCCUGAACACUUCCAAAGCAGCACAGUCUUCCUUGCGCCACUGGCAGAUGCCAGUCCACAGGGAGGCAGGACAGGAGGGUGACGCUGGAAGUGGAAGAUUCCCAGGCAAACGGUUCAAUAAUACGAAUGAGGAAGAGAAAUGUGGUCUGGAAGGAUCCGACCACACGGCUGCCAAUGAUGUAUCCAAGAGAAGAGCAAAUGAGAUGCCGUUCCAGAAUCUUAGAGGGGACUCAAGGUGUCCACGUGGGCCAGAACAGAAGGGAAUGUGCCCCAGGGCAGGAACACAGGAGUCAGUUCCUUCUCAGGGCCCAAAACCUGCCUUUAAAACCAUCAUGCAACACAGAAUUCACCAGCGGCAGAACCUGCACACGGUCGGUGGGCGAAGCUUCCGGCGGUCCUCAGCUGUUGUCAAAUGCGAGCACACCCAAGUGAGGCGUAAGCCGUACUUAUGCUCGGACUGCGGUAAAACUUUCUUCAUGUUCUUAGCUCUGAGGACUCACGAGAGAGCCCAUGCGGACCAUGAAAGAAGCCAAGCAAGAGGGGCAAGCCAUACAGUAGGGCCAAUGCUAUAA